UUAUUUAUCACCAAGUGUAACAUGACGGGUCAGUCAAUGCAUUUGAUCCAGAAGUUGUUGACAAAGACUGAAAAUAAUACUGUUGAGCAGACAGAAUAGGAAAAAAAUGUGAGAAUAUCAAGAAAUACUGCAACUAUAGGAAAAUCAAUUUCAGUAGAUAACUACAAUUCUAGUGCUUAUUGGCAGAAGAAAACUUGACGACCAAUGAUGCUAAGCAGUACCAAGAUAAUUCUUCGGCGCGCUAUUCUUGUUCUUGUUUUUCAUAUAGCAAAUGCUUCAUCAAACACCCUUAGUGUCAAUCAGUUCCUGCAAGAUUCAGAAACUUUAGUUUCCAAUAACAAUAGAUUCAAAUUGGGAUUCUUUAGUCCUGCGAAUUCGACGAAACGUUAUGUUGGUAUUAUGUUUAAUACCCAAUCACCAUCUGUCAUAUGGGUAGCCAACAGAGACAAGCCUUUACAAGAUUCUAGUGGAAGAGUGACAAUAUCAGAAGAUGGAAAUCUUGUAGUCUUGAAUGCACAGAACAAGAGUAUAUGGUCAUCCAAUAUUUCACCAGCUGUGAGAAAUUCUACUGCCCAGCUCUCGGAUAAUGGAAACUUAGUUUUACAGGACAUCUCCAGUAGGAGAGUUCUAUGGGAAAGUUUUAGUGAUCUUUCAGAUUCCUUCUUGCAGCACAUGAAACUUGGAACGGAUAAGAGUAUUAACACCACAAAUCUGCUGAAAUCAUGGAAAAGUCCUGUAGAUCCAUCUGAUGGGAGUUUCUCAGCUGGUAUUAGACCUGAAACAAUUCCCCAGAUUUUCUUAUGGAAGAAUGGCUUACCUCACUGGCGUAGCGGUCCAUGGAAUAAACAGGUUUUCAUUGGAGUACCCGAGAUGACUUCUUUCUAUUUCAGUGGAUUUGAACUAGUAAAUGACAACACGGGCACCGCCUACUUCUCUUAUUCAUAUGCAGAUCAAGGUGUUCACAUGCUGUACUUAGUCUUGAACUCAACAGGAUUUUUGCAGCAAAAAGAUUUAUAUGCUGGGAAGAAUGAGUGGGAAGUAACAUGGGCAAGUCCUGCAAAUGAGUGUGACUUUUAUGGAAAGUGUGGGCUUUUCGGAAGCUGUGAUCCUAAUAGUUCACCAAUUUGCAGUUGUUUGCAAGGGUUUAAACCAAAAAAUCAAGAGGAAUGGGGAAAAGGAAACUGGACAAAUGGAUGCAUCAGAAAGACUGUAUUAGAGAAUGAAAGAAAUAACUCUGGCAUUGAGCAAGGCACGCAAGAUUGGUUUUUGAAGCUGCAGUCAAUGAAAGUGCCGGAUUCCGCUGUUUGGGUACCUUCAGUCAAAGAAGAUUGUGAAAGUGAUUGCUUGAGGAAUUCCUCCUGCAUAGCUUAUUCAUACUACAUAGGCAUAGGGUGCAUGCAUUGGGAAGGAAGCUUAAUUGAUGUUCAGAAAUUCUCAAACGGUGGGGCUGAUUUAUUCCUUCGCCUUGCAUAUACUGAACAAGGGGAAAUUGCCAGAGGGGCAAGAAAUUGCUGUGAAAAGGCUUUCACAGUCUUCCAGUCAGGGGCUAGAGGAGUUUAUGAAUGAGGUUGUGGUUAUUUCCAAACUUCAACAUCGGAAUCUUGUUAGACUCCUUGGUUGCUGCAUAGAAAGAGGGGAGAAAAUGCUGGUUUAUGAAUUCAUGCCAAAACGAAGCUUGGAUGCCUCUCUCUUUGGUUAGUUU
Molecule: messenger RNA, 1702 nt
Organism: Lycium ferocissimum
Lineage: Eukaryota; Viridiplantae; Streptophyta; Magnoliopsida; Solanales; Solanaceae
Product: G-type lectin S-receptor-like serine/threonine-protein kinase At1g11330
Exons: 2
Coding region: 205-1566 (453 amino acids)
Biological process (GO): recognition of pollen
Source: RefSeq, a predicted model, not a curated record